Mesorhabditis spiculigera is the source of this 771-nucleotide messenger RNA. Lineage: Eukaryota; Metazoa; Nematoda; Chromadorea; Rhabditida; Rhabditidae. The record is from the annotation of a GenBank genome assembly.
AUGGGUUCACUGAUCGCCCGAAAUGUUGCGUACAAGCCCGGGCGCGGGUGCGCGUGCGGAUGUCAGCGGCCCGGGGUCACGCGUUGGCAGGUGUCGCGCCUUCCGCGCCGCGCCCUCGACCCAUCCCCGCCCGAGUAUUUAGGCAUCGGUGGAUGCCGUGAUACCAUCAGCAUUCCAGCCAUCCACCAAUUCGCAAGAAUGAGCCCCGUUCAGCGCCUCCUCCUCUCCAGCGGCCUGUUUUUGGUGCUGGCCCUGGUGCACAAUAUUCAGGCGGCCCCCACUGCCAUCGCGCUUCGGGACGAAAAUGCUGAGACGACCACCGAAUUGGCGCUUACUGUAAAGCUCCACCGCCAUCGAUACUCUCACCGAGACCGACGAGACUGGCGUGCGACUGAAGAGGAACGGAUGCGGAUGUGGUUGCUGCUGCUGCAGACCUUGCUGUUGCUGCUGCCGCCCCUGCUGCUGUUGCCGGCCCUGCUGCUGCUGUUGCCGGCCAAAAUGCUGCUGCUGCCGCUGCUGCAAGUGCUGCCAAUGCUGCACCUGCUGCAAAUGCUGCCGUUGCUGCUGCUGCCGACCAUGAACCUGAAGAUCAAGCUCGCCGACCAGAUCGAGAAGGCCCAGCGCGAGUCGGCCCUGCCCCAGAUCACCUUCGUCCCAUCGGCCGAGGAGAAGUCCGCUGUCGUCUCCGCCGAGCAAGAGGUUGCCAAGGUCGUCGAGGAAGUCCCGAAGUUCGAGGAAACCAAUGUCAACUCCGACUCCCACGAACACUAC